AUGUCCAACAUCAAGGAAUACUAUCUCCUCCCCACAGAUCUCGUUCCAAACUCACCAAGACCACUUCUGCACUAUAAGAAUGCGUUACCUAAACGACCAGGUACCACGCAUUGCGACCCCGCUCAAGUUUGGGAAACGUUCACCAAGAACGGAUGGGACGUGGAAUGGAUCUUUCGAUAUCCCCAGACUCAAUUAUCCCACUUUCAUUCAGAGGCGCAUGAGUGCAUGGCAGUCCUUUCAGGAACUGCAACUAUUCGCUUCGGAGUAGGAGAUACAUCAGACGACCUUCAAGAAAACACCUACGGCGCAGCGUGGGAGAAUGGCGGCAUUGAGCUUCAAGCUGAAGCGGGAGAUGUCUUUGUCAUUCCAGCAGGCGUGGCACACAAAACACACGACACCAAACCCGAAGCAGAGUUCAAGCUCCUGUCACCCGGUGUUGGACACGGCAUCGAAGCUGAUGACCCACGACAGGCCCUGAGAGAGGUUGAAUUGUCUGGAUAUACCAUGAUGGGAGCUUACAAUGGCGGUAACUGGGAUUUUGUCAAGCGUGGUGGCGACUAUGGCAAGUCGUGGAGGGUUCGAAAGCCCAAGUGUGACCCUGUGUUUGGCCAGGAUGGUGGCCUUGUGAAGAGUUGGCCUGGGGAUGACAAGGAUGCUGAUUUGGAAAUUGUUCAAGUAGAGAACAGGGAGCAUCAGAGAAAGAGCUCCAAGCUCUAG
Fusarium pseudograminearum CS3096 is the source of this 717-nucleotide messenger RNA. RefSeq lists its product as uncharacterized. The transcript has a single exon. Lineage: Eukaryota; Fungi; Ascomycota; Sordariomycetes; Hypocreales; Nectriaceae. The record is from RefSeq and is a predicted model, not a curated record. The coding region runs from base 1 to 717 and encodes 238 amino acids.